This is a messenger RNA of Plasmodium inui San Antonio 1, 888 nucleotides long. RefSeq lists its product as hypothetical. Lineage: Eukaryota; Apicomplexa; Aconoidasida; Haemosporida; Plasmodiidae. The record is from RefSeq and is a predicted model, not a curated record. The coding region runs from base 1 to 888 and encodes 295 amino acids. The transcript has 2 exons.
AUGAGAAAUUUCGAUAACACGAGCAGCAAUACUUGCCAGAGUGGAUACUCUGCACAAUUAGAGAGCAGUUUAGUUUCUUCAUCUGGUGAUGACGCAAUGAAUACUACGAAACGAAAGAGCAAAUUCUUGAGUUUUACCAAAAUUUGUACCUUUUCUCUUCUUAUGACGAUGUCCCAGUGUUACGAAAAUGCCAACUCGAACAGUUCCCUUUGCACGUUCAGCGGCCAUAACAAUGGUGAAGGUUUAAGAUCCCUCAGAAUGUUAGCAUCUGCUGAAUCGAAAGAAGACCAGUUCGAAAGUGCAACCGUAGAAAAUGAAUACGAGGAGGAUACUCAAGUGCAAAAGGAGAAGAAAAAAUGUAAAGCAUCAUCUCCAUCAUCAUCGCCACAAAGCGAUGCAGUUGACAAGACGUGCCCAACUGAAUGUGGAGCCUGCACAUGUGGUUUUAAAACGUUAGAUUUAUAUUUUGAAAAGAAAUUAUUCGAUAUCUUAGACGCGGGAAACAAAAAAGCUCAAGCGGUUGUGGAUUCCGGCACUCACAUUAUGAAUGGAUUAAAGAACUAUCUUAAAUAUGUCCUUCUUUUCUCACCACUUUUACUUGAAUUUUUGGCAAGCAAACUUUUAGUAUCCGGACAUUAUAAGACGUCUCAAUUCAUAUCCAGCGUGUGUGUUACCUUUUACCUGUAUGUGUUUUACAAAAUUAUGGAGCGUUACGCUUUGGAAAGAGACGCUUAUCUAGAUUAUGAGUACUACUCUCCACGUAAAGGUGCCUCCCGCAGCGGAUGUAGUGGCGGUAACUGUGAAGCCUCCUGCGGUAAGAAUGCCUGCCCUGGUAGCAACUGCGAAAGAUCCUGCAACAAGAAGAGUGAUUCCUGCAGCAAAAAAUAA